AUGGAUGAAAAAAUUCAAAAGCAGUGGAUGCAAUGGUAUGAAGAGAUUCAGACUGACGAAGAGUUGGUUGGUUCCGAUAAUGAUCUGAGCGAUCAGCCUUCAGAGCAUAAUGAGUAUAACACAGAUACAGAACAGUCUGGAGAUGAAACAGUUGGGAUAUUUCCUGAACCUCCAGAGAUCUUGACUGAUGGUAUACCUAAAUUUUACGGAAAAGAUAAAACACCUUGGUUCAAACAAAAACCACCUGCACCCAAAGGCAAGACAAAAGCCCAUAAUCGUGUUACAAAACUGCCUGGAGUAAAAAGUUUUGCAAAAAAUGCAAAAACCAUUAUAGACUGCUGGAAGUUGUUUGUUACAGAUACGAUGAUAAAUGAUAUUGUAAAAUAUACAAAUCUGAAGUUAGAUUUGAUGAGAGAAUCUUAUCAGCGCCCCCGAGACUGUCCUCCAACUGACUAUGACGAAAUACUAGCAUUUACUGGAAUCCUUUAUAUGGCUUGCGUAAAGAAAGCCCAACACCUCAACACUGAAGAAAUGUGGAAAACCGAUGGGUUUCCUUCAGCUCUAGAGGAUUCCAGAAUGAAACAUCAGAAGAAGAAACCUUCAGUUCAGAAAUUUUAGAUGAAGAAUUUUCAGUGUUUCGUUAGUAUUUUUGUUAUCGUUUAUAACAAUAAUUUUCCACUAAUGUAUAGCUUAAUAGUAUACUUGACAAUAUAAACAUUUAAUUCAAGUAAAAAUA
Molecule: messenger RNA, 736 nt
Organism: Acanthoscelides obtectus
Lineage: Eukaryota; Metazoa; Arthropoda; Insecta; Coleoptera; Chrysomelidae
Source: the annotation of a GenBank genome assembly